AUGACUGGACUCGUGACAACCUUCCUACAAGAAGAAAUCACAGAUAUGCACCACAUAGAUAAACCAUCCCCAAAUACUACCUCCUCAGAUGAUCUGUGCUGGUGGAAGCACAAAACCAAAGAUGAGAUAAAAUCAUGCCUUCGGAAAGCUUUGAAACGCAGAGCUGAAAACAAGUGCACAAAACAACCUCGACAAGAACCGGGUUCGAUGUGUGAGCCUGAUUCUGAUAAAAUGACCCCGGAUACUUUGUCACAAAUUCUCUCCGAUCCCUAUGCACAUGUAUAUUAUUUCCUCAUCGACUGUCGACUGCAUCCCCAGUCUCAGGCUUACAUGAAACGCACGGUGCCCGGUGCAAUUUCCCUGGCAGAGAUUUUUGAUAGUGAGCAACGCAUAUCCAAGCGCUGUUUGCGAAAGCUCCUCCGACAACGGCAUAAACAGUUACUUCAAGCCACAUCGGGAUCGGAAACCCAACAAAAAUUAACUGUCCUUCUCAUAGCGGAUCUGAUAAACACAACGCAUCCUGUGAAGAACCAGAUCAUUUUGGAGGAAAUAGAAGAAUUCGUCCGCACUAAAUGUUUUGUGACCAUAGUUGACAAAAGCAAUAGUUCUCCGAAGUCAGCUGAAUGUGCCGAUUGCGAAAAUGAAAUCGUUUGUUUUCGUCUUGAUUUCCACGAAAUUAGAAAAAAUACACCCUGGAUUCUCACCUCAACCAAGUAUAAUGCUCACGCACGUUGGGUUUCCCCGCCACUGAAGUUGGCCGAAGGUAAGGUUUGGUUAUGGCAAGACGCUCAGUCUGGCAAUUCAGAACAGCUGACUGGUACGACUAAUCAAGAAGUCGACUUUGGAUCUGUAAAAUCCUUAAUCAAGCGAUACAAUCUGGAUUGCAUACUAGUUCUGACCAUUGAUCCCAAAGCUGAAUGUGAUCGGUGGAAAUUUGCGAAGCUCAAACGAUCAGUAGUGUUUGUAAAUGAGAAUUGCCUAUCGGAUGCAAAAAGGUUUUUCACGGUUAUCGUUCAAAUAUUGAAUUUCCUUACCAAACCGGACGAUACGUUUUAUUCGGAUACUGAUACCGAAUGGCUUGCCGUUCGUUCCAGUCAGUCAACUUCAAGAUUACUCAUAACCGACUUGACCGCAAACGAUGGACCCACCUUCUGUUUGGGUCUAUUAAUGCUUCUACUGCCUUGUUCGUUUUCUAAUGCUUACUUUCACUUCACUUCCUCAAGACCUCAUCCAAAUCGGAAUUUUGUGAAUACGGAGUUGCUGCAGUCACUGAAUGUAGCAAUUUUAGAAUCCUGCAGGCAAAACCUUUUCUCAUUGUGGAAAAUCUCUGGUAAAAAACGAAGUCAUCGAGGCAGAACCAGAAUUCCUGAAUCAACAAGGACUAACGCCUCUCCCAAUUGUCCGUCCUUUCAUCUAAACACCCCGGAAAAUGAUUCUUUUGUGGAGGAAAAUGAAGAAAAAUUUCAUAUGAAUCCAACACUGACCACAACUAUUCCCGAUACUGAUCGAUUAUACGAAGAAACACUUGAACGUUUAGAGCAAUUCAAAGUAUCUAGCAAGUGA
Molecule: messenger RNA, 1563 nt
Organism: Echinostoma caproni
Lineage: Eukaryota; Metazoa; Platyhelminthes; Trematoda; Plagiorchiida; Echinostomatidae
Source: the annotation of a GenBank genome assembly